This is a messenger RNA of Hibiscus syriacus, 658 nucleotides long. Its product is annotated as RNA polymerase II transcriptional coactivator KIWI-like. Lineage: Eukaryota; Viridiplantae; Streptophyta; Magnoliopsida; Malvales; Malvaceae. Gene Ontology annotation, cellular component: nucleus; transcription regulator complex. Gene Ontology annotation, biological process: positive regulation of transcription initiation by RNA polymerase II. The transcript is spliced from 4 exons. The record is from RefSeq and is a predicted model, not a curated record. Bases 157 to 486 code for a protein of 109 amino acids. Gene Ontology annotation, molecular function: DNA binding; transcription coactivator activity.
UUAUAAGUAAUUUUAACUCAAAUUGAUUUUAGUUAAUUUUUAAAGUUGGGUGAAUUUCUUACAUCCCAAUCGUUGUGUAAGUUUAUUAAAAUCAAUUCAAAACUCAAAGAACAGAAGAAACUAGCAACUUGUGAAGAAGAAAACGAGUUGGGGAGAAUGUCGUUUAGAGGGAAGAGAAAAGACGGGGAGGAUCACUCUUCUAACGCGAAUGAUGUCCACGCGCCUCCCAUGAAAACCUCCAAGUUUUCAGCCGCCGAUGACGAUUCUGAUGAUUCCAACGACAUCGUUGUCUGCGAGAUAUCGAGGAAUAGAAGAGUUUCAGUGAGGAACUGGAACGGAAAAAUUUGGGUUGAUAUUCGUGAAUUCUAUAUCAAGGAUGGAAAGCAAUUGCCUGGCAAAAAAGGUAUUUCCCUGAGUCUGGAUCAGUGGAAUACUCUACGAGAUCAUGCAGAUGAAAUUGAUAAGGCACUGGGCGAGAACUCUUAGGAAGUAGACAUGGUGUACCAUGUACUGAAGAUGACAUGAGUAUAAGGUGUCGGGCCAUCUCUUAUUUUUAUUGUUGGAGGCUGAGGUUUUGUUCUUAACCGAACCCCAUGUUGACUUGUUUUUGAAGUUUCUAAACUUAAAAGGUUCCAUCAGGCUUGUACCCCCUUUUGUG